This is a messenger RNA of Hemiscyllium ocellatum (epaulette shark), 906 nucleotides long. Its product is annotated as claudin-15-like. Gene Ontology annotation, cellular component: bicellular tight junction; plasma membrane. Lineage: Eukaryota; Metazoa; Chordata; Chondrichthyes; Orectolobiformes; Hemiscylliidae. The coding region runs from base 1 to 684 and encodes 227 amino acids. Gene Ontology annotation, molecular function: structural molecule activity. Gene Ontology annotation, biological process: cell adhesion; bicellular tight junction assembly. The transcript has 5 exons. The record is from RefSeq and is a predicted model, not a curated record.
AUGUCAGCGCUAGACGCUGCCGGCUUCGUGCUGGCCCUGCUGGGCUGGGUGCUGAUCGGAGUGUGCCUGGGGGUAGACCAGUGGAGAGUCUCCACACUGGACGGCAGUGUCAUCACCACCUCUACCAUCUACGAGAACCUGUGGAAAAGCUGCGCUAGCGACUCGACCGGAGUUUACAACUGCAGGGACUUCCUCAGCCUGUUCGGCCUCUCAGAUUAUAUCCGUGCUUCCCAGGCCUUGAUGAUCAUUUCCAUCUUGUUGGGAUUUUUUGCUGGAAUUACCAGUUUGUUUGGACUGAAAUGCACACUACUGGGUAACACGGAACCCACUGUGAAGGCAAAGGUGGCUACUGCUGGAGGGGUCCUGUUUAUUAUAGCCGCCCUGUGUGCAAUGGUCCCAGUUUCCUGGUACGCCUUCAAUGUCACUGUGCAGUUUUAUGAUAUGACCUACCUCGGUACCAAGUAUGAACUGGGACCGGGCCUCUACAUUGGCUGGGCAGGAGCAUCUCUGGAGCUGAUUGGUGGGAUCUGCCUGUGCUGCUCAUGCCGAACGGCCAAGGAUGUCAGAGGUAGCUACACGUACACAUACAAGACGGCCAGAUCCCCCCAGCCGGGAGAGGUGUCCAAGAAAUGGAACUCGGAGCCGGAUAAUGCCAGCAACUACGGGAAGAACGCUUACGUUUGAGGGCGUUCUUACCUCUGGUGCCUUGACUCUCUCUAGUGCAUGGGCUUGGGGCGGGGGGGAUCCUUACUCUGUGGGGGAUGGCUAUCUCCUGUCACCCUACAUGCAUCCACUUACAAACCUCGUGAGAUAGGACUGGAGUCAGUUUUUUUCUCUCUCUCUAUUGCCUUUUGCUAAAAAUAUCUAAUCAUUGUUUCUGACGGAGCUUCUAUAUAGGUAAAAACA